This is a messenger RNA of Terrapene triunguis (Three-toed box turtle), 4516 nucleotides long. It is a transcript of the gene CNST, whose product is annotated as consortin, connexin sorting protein. The transcript has 13 exons. NCBI's taxonomy places the organism in Eukaryota, Metazoa, Chordata, Testudines, Emydidae. Gene Ontology annotation, biological process: positive regulation of Golgi to plasma membrane protein transport. Gene Ontology annotation, cellular component: trans-Golgi network; plasma membrane; transport vesicle. The coding region runs from base 429 to 2627 and encodes 732 amino acids. Gene Ontology annotation, molecular function: connexin binding. The record is from RefSeq and is a predicted model, not a curated record.
CUUCCGCUAGCGGGAGGCGGUACACGGUCCCAGUCUCUCUAGCGUCCCCGCUCUAUGAUUUUGGGCCGUCAAGUCUCCUCCUCUCUAUGGUGCCAGCCCUGCGUUGCCGGGAGUCUGCAGCGUUGCCUACGGAGGUCAGGUCGUGCCCGCCAGGGACCCCUCGCCCAGCGCCGGCCAUGCCCGCCCGGACCCCUGCGGGGGCAGCCGGGCACCUAGGAGUUCUGCUGGAGGUCAGCGGAUGAAGCUGAAGAUUAAAUAGGAAGGCUUAUUUUAGCAGAAUGAGAUACCAGAUAACUGCAUAUUGAAUCUUUCAGGGCUAAAGAAAUCUUGCUGUCCUUACAAUAUCUUUGAGAAACUAUUGAAGUUUUAGUAAAAUGACCUAAAAAUCGUUUUGACAGAGUUUAAGCUGUUCAACAAAGGGCGCUCUAAUGGAUGACGGAGAAUUUCCUACAAAUGAUCUACUGAUAGACUUAAAGGACAGACUUCAUGCUGGUGACAGUGUGGGAAAUGUGGGAACUCGUUUGGCUUCUUCAUCUGAUGAAAAUGAAAAUCAACUUGAUGGUGACAGGAGUGAGGUCCUGACCAGCAGUGACAGUGCAAUGGGAAUGCAUGAAAAGGUUGAGCAGGACAGUAUCAAUAAUAAUGAAAAUGUGGACAGUGGAGACUGUACACCAAGCUGCAAAGAAGUUGAGACUGAGAAGAAUUCUGAAAGUUUCCAUAUGGACAUACAUAGAGAGGAAAAGCUUGUUCUAGAAAAAUGGACAGAUGGAAAAAGAAGUCCAACUUUCAAAAAAGACUCCGUUAGAAAAUCUACAGAAGUGCCUUCAGUGGACACCACAGCACUCAAGAAAGAGAAUGCUCUCCUUAAAGCUACAGACUCAGUUCAUGAUGAAGAUGCUGAUGAGACAAAUGUGAACUAUCAGCAAAAGCAACAAAAACAGACUUUGCAGUUCCUUUUUUCCAUGCUUCGAGAAGAGUUUGAGCAGAUGGACUCAAGGAUACUCCCUCUAUGUCUCCAUCAGAUAGCUGAGGCCUAUUUUCAGGAGGAGGAAUAUGAGAAGGCAAUGAAGUUCAUUCAGCUUGAACGACUAUAUCAUGAGCAGCUACUUGCAAAUCUUUCUUCCAUUCAGGAGCAGUGGGAAACAAAGUGGAAAACAGCAGUGCCCAGUACAGUUACGACUCUGAGGAAUUCAGCUAAAGGACUUAACAAUGAAGAGUUAGAAAAUCUUGCUAAACUUUGUACAUCACAUCAAGAGCCACUUGUAUCCAAACACAAGCUAGUAACUACUGAAAAGUCCUUGGGAGGCAAUCGUUUUGUACAAUUAAUGGGAGCAGAAGAUUUAAAAGAAAGAGGGGCCGCUGCUUGUGAUUCAGAUACUGAAACUUGGCCUGGCAUUGGACCAAGAAAAGAAAACCAGCACAGAGAGAGACAGAUGAGUGAGAGCUCCCUGUGUGAUAGUAAAACUGAUAGGCUUACAGAAGCAGCCCGUCUUCAAGUAGCUGCAGGGAAGGACCACAUGGAGGAGCAGCACUGCAGUGCUGAAUCAACACUGGAGCCACACACCCAGUCUAUAGGGACAGUGGGCAGGCCUUGUUCUGACUGUUUAUCAUCUGGGGAUGCUGGUAAAGAUAACAGUUUGCAGCGGAGAGAGAAGCAGUUCUCUAAGGAUGUGGCAAAAAUAGAAGACGUGGCUAAGGAGCCUGGAGUGGAACUCUCUGCUGAGCCAAUGGUAGACACCUUAGUUUUAAUGGACGCUGAUUAUAUCCCUCCUGAUUUGAUUUCUAAAGAUGAAAAUGUACAAGCUGAAAGAAAUGUUCUCAGGUCAAAACACCGUGCAGGCUCUACUGAGACUGCCAGAAGCCAGCUAGGAAAUAGUGCAUUAAACCAGCAGCAGCAGAAGCCUGGUUUAGGAGAUGAGGAUGGAAAAUCCCCACAGGAUAGAACUGCAUCAAACAUUUGUGAAAACAUGUGUUCUGGAAGUAACAAAGCACCUGAACAUAUCAGUCCUGCACAUCCAAAAGUAUGCAAGGGACUGCAGGAGAUGGCAAGGCAGCAGGAGGAGGAGGUAAAUAAUGACGAACCGGAAGAUUUUUUUGGCAGAUUCUUAAAUGGUAGCAUAAAAGACACUGAAGAAUCCCUUGCAAAUUUAGAAAACCAAGAGGACUCUGAAACUCUCCCAGAUAUUCCACUGGAACAAGCAUCAUACAGCUCAACAGAAGCUUUAUUAUUAGAUGACAGCUUUUCUUCGCUCGAUGAACUUGCAAAAAGGAUAGAGAUUGCAGAGGUUGCCCCAGCAGAGGGACUGGUGUCCAUCCUAAAGAAGAGAGAUGACAGUGAAGGAAAGACGCUUGCUCAAAUCCAGCAGAGAAAUCCAAAGAGAAGAGUGAGAUUCCAAGAAAUGGAAGACACCUUGGAUCAAGAUGAAGUUGGUGGCGGCUCCUGUAUUUUGCUGAUCCUGUUGUGCAUAGCAACUGUUUUCCUUAGUGUUGGAGGAACUGCACUGUACUGCACCUUUGGUGACAUGGAAUCCCCUGUAUGUACUGACUUUGCAGCCAACAUGGACUUUUACUAUACCCAGAUAUUGCAGGGUGUGGAGGAACUUAAACACUGGGUAGCCUUCACAUAGUUGAAAUGAGCAGGGACAACACACUGACAGCUUACCAAUGAUUACCAGAGAGGUUAAAAAAAAAAUGGUGAUUUCAAGUUUUCUGUAAUAUGUGCCACCUUCAGGUGAGGUACAGCUGAUGACAUAAACCUUAACCUUUAAAUACCAGUUGAGAAGAACUGUCUACUCUAGUAAUCAGGUGGGGAGAAAUCAAGUAUGGAGCGGGAGAAUAAUAAGCAAAAUGUCAUUGCCUUCACCUUCUGAAACCAAGCGAACAGCCAUUCAACAUCUUGGGAAGUGAAGAAUAUAGAAAACUGAUUAGCCUCUACACAGUCUCCCAUUGCCACACAUUCUAAGCAAUCUUUGCAAUCUUAAUGAAAGGACAAUUUUGAUUUACAGCUGUUUGCACAAAAGUGUUGCCUCCAGCUAUCAUGCAAUAAGUCUGUGUUUUAUGAAAAUGUUUCCUUAUUUUUCUUUUAAGUCUUAAUGUAUCUUUUCAUUUUAAAUGUCCUGGUGAGCUGUUUAAUUAUGGGUGGAGUGAGGAGAAUGCAUUGGCAUUUGCAGUGCCCUCAUACUAUGUUAGUUAAAUGGAUUGGCCUUAUGUCUUUGUGUGUGACAGUUGUCAUGAGUGGGUUAAAUCUGAAGGCAGAUUUGCCAAAUUCUCUGGACUUUUAUUCCCCAAAUUGGAUGACAGUGUUGGAAAUUUGUGGGAUAUUUUAAAAAGAAAAUUCACUCCCAGCACACAAUACUAAAUGUAGGAAUUUUUUCUUACUAAUAAUAGUAAAGCCGCUUGGGCCAAUGAAAGGGAAUGGGACUAGGAGUCAGGAUACUUGGGUUCUCUUUCUAGCUUUACUACUUGCUUGCAGUGACUUCUCUGCCUCAGUUUCCCCCUCUGUAAAAUGGAGAUAAUGAUCUUUGUCCUCCUCUGUAAAAUGCUUUAAAAUCUACAGAUUGAGAAUGGUAUAGAACUGUGUGGUGUUAUUAUUUAUAAGUGCAAAAUGUCCUGAGGUUUUGUUCAACCUGGCAUAUAGCCAAGACCAGCUGGAAAGUUCAGAGCCAAACUUUUCCAGAUUUCCACCUCUGAGCUUUACUGAGUCAUUUUGAAUAAAAUUGACUCUAUUACACCAAGUCUUGUUCUCAGGGGAAAAUCCUCUCCAUCUCUGUGACAUUUUAUUUCACCCUGAGAUCUUUCAACUCCCUCAUAUAUUCCUAUCACUCUUUUUUCAUGGCGAUCUACUCCCCCUAGAUUUUUCUCUUCUUUUCCUGUCCAGAUCCCAUGUUGAGGGGAAAAAACAAAUAACCAAAAAAUAUUUUGAGAAUAUAUAGAUAUUUUCAUUUUUAAAACUUGCAGUAUUAUUUAUAUGGGAGAUCCCUUCAUAUUAAUUCAUCACCCAAACCACAGUAUAUAAACAUAUGAGCUGAAAGUUUCCACUAAAACAAUCACCAGUGAAAUAGUUUAAAAUUGUGAUAUUUUAGUCCAUCAGGGUUCAUUUUGAACACAUGAUAGACAUGAACAGCGCAAUUCAUACCUCUCCAUAUUAAUUUUUAGUUGCCUUCUGUCUGCGGACUUGGGAAGGCAGAAUUGUGAUAAUUUACAUUCAAAAAGGUAAUUCUGCAAUGAGGGCUUGCAACAUAAUUAAAAAAACAAUAACAUUUUAAAUUCCCAUGUUUUAGAUGUUUCCAAUGUGUUUUAUGGAAGAGCCCCUAGUGUUGCACUGUAUCACAUGUACCAGUCAGGAGAAAAUAUCUGAACUCAGGGCCAAAUCCUUAGGUGCUUUACACACCUUCAGAAGGGCCAAAAGGGGAUACUGUUCAGAGAGUCUUGGAGAACCCAUUCAGUAGGAUUCCACAGGUAACAUUGUCAAAAAUACCUAAAUCCCAUUUUCAAAUGUGAUUUAGGCACUUGGGAU